This is a messenger RNA of Cydia strobilella, 2907 nucleotides long. It is a transcript of the gene rasp, whose product is annotated as protein-cysteine N-palmitoyltransferase Rasp. Gene Ontology annotation, molecular function: palmitoyltransferase activity. NCBI's taxonomy places the organism in Eukaryota, Metazoa, Arthropoda, Insecta, Lepidoptera, Tortricidae. The transcript is spliced from 6 exons. Gene Ontology annotation, cellular component: endoplasmic reticulum. Bases 228 to 1574 code for a protein of 448 amino acids. The record is from RefSeq and is a predicted model, not a curated record. Gene Ontology annotation, biological process: protein palmitoylation.
UCAAAAUUACUAACAACACGAAACCGGAUAAAUUUAAAAAUGUGAAAUUAUUUCAGGUUCAGAGUGAAUUGUUUGGUAAUAAUGAAAAACCUAAAUGGCCAGAUCUGGUUGAUGGCUGGAGUUUUCUGUCCAGGCACAGAGAUGUUUCAGACCUUGAGUGGAGUUGUUGGAAAUAUUUCUUUCAAAGAUCUUGGUACUACCUGAUAUUUCAAUUUGUCAUAUCUGAAAUGGUCCGCACAUUUAACAUGAAAUACUUAAAAUAUUGGUAUAUAUUAUCAAGUAUUAUUUACAUGCUAGCAUAUACGGGCAUUAAACAAAUGACCCUUGUUGUUUUUCAACCGAUAAUAUACCUAGCAGUAAUCUUCUAUGGCGGUGGAAAAACCAUUCUAUGGACGCUUAGCAUUGGUUUACUAUUUUGCUUUAAUGUUAUGAAAUAUAAAAACUUCUUCUGGGAUAUUUUUGAUGCUGAACAUUUUUAUGAUGAAGAGAUAUAUUUGACACUAGUAUGUACUUCAUGGAUUGAACUGAGAUGCAUCAGUUUCUGCAUUGACUACAUGGACAUGAAACAUAAACCGAAUGUCGCUAAAAUUGAUGUUGUGACCAACAUGUUAAGUUACAUAUUUUACUUGCCCCUUAUGCAUACUGGACCUAUAGUGCUAUAUGAAAAUUUUGAAAAAAGCUUACAUGUUAAGAGCAAUGAUAUAACAAAGAGAAUGAAGAGAUUCAUAUGGGACAUGAUUCUAUUUUCAAUGUAUACUUUUCUACUGGAUCUAGCUUUCCAUUAUAUUUAUUUUUAUGCUAUGCAGAAUGAAAUUGAGCCAUACUACAAUUGGAUGGCUAGUAAGGCAAUCACAGAGCUACCAACAAUGGCUCUAUGCGGCGGAGGGCUAUGGAUGGGUUUGGAGUUUCACAUGAAGUACGUCAUAUUCUACGGCACUACAUCGGCAUUCGCACGGCUCGACAAUAUAGAAGCCCCGCCGAACCCGAGGUGUAUAGCCAGGGUACACGUGUAUUCACACAUGUGGAGAUAUUUUGAUGUUGGACUGUACAAAUUUUUGAUAAAAUAUAUCUACAAACCCAGCCUCAGCGUAAUACCAAGAUAUAUCAAUUUACCAGUGACAAUCCUCAAAUUGACUGCAUCAUUUUUUACGUUUAUAUUUAUCUUUUUCUGGCAUGGCACUGUCUGGGACAUAUUUGUUUGGUCGGCACUUAAUUUUAUAGGCAUCACAUUAGAACAACUGGGUAAAUCUGCUGCAACCACUGAAACAUAUAAAUGGUUCAAGAAAGAAGUGUUACGAACAGAUGAAAUGGAGAUACGAUUCUUAGCUAUGGCCUGCACUCCUCUAUUGAUAAUGUCGGCGAUAUCGAACUUUUACUUAUUUGCGGGUAGUAAGGUAGCCAAUAUAUUUUUUGCAUGUUUCCUUCAACCUUCGUCGUGGAACUCUGUGAUAGUAACUUUAGCUAUGUACAGUUGCUGUCACGUUUCUAUAGCCCUUCAAAACGUGCCUUCUAGAACAUAUAUUGAUUACGAAAGCUCGAAUUUGAAGCCCGCAAAAUUAUGCAAAAAAAUGUAAUGACUAAAUUAAUGUUAUGUGCAACGUAGCAUAAUAACUAGCGGAGUCACGAGGGGCACAUGACAAGAGUACUAGAUCAUUUACGAUUAAGCCAUUUGUCUUAGACAUUUUUAUUUAUUUUCAAUGCCUAAUCAAAACUAAUUUAUGGUCCCUUUUGACCGUCCGUAUACUCAUAACCGUAAGAUGUGCUUUAACGUUAAAAUGAUAACGUAUGCGAGUGGUCUCUGUGCACGUUGCUUAAAGCUCAACAAUCAACACGCCCGUCACUGAGGCCAUGCAUUAACUAAGUUUUCCAAAUAAGAAGUGUCUUUUUAAAAAUGCUUUAUUGUAUGGUUUUUACAGAGAAAUAAGGCCCUUUAGGGAAAACACUGGUUAUCAACACCUUUUAUUAUAGUAUUUGCCGUUUGAAAUUAUGUAUACUGUUCGAAUACGCAGUCAGUUGUGCUUGCCGUUCUCGGGUUUGUUUUGUAAUCUGUGGGUAAGGCCAAGCACCAAUUUAACUUUAAAUACUAAACUUGUAUGUAACAAACGUAUAUAUUAUACAGGUAAAAUAGGAUAUUCUUUAACAUGUUCUUAUUAUUGCUUGCAACAACUAUUUCACUAAACCUGUAUUGUAUGACUAAUUCAUAUUAGUUUGUCCAUUAUUAAUUCUAUGUGUGGCCUUACCUAUUCUCUCUGGGCUCAUAAAAAUUAAAAAAUUUUUUAAGUAACAAUUUUAUUUUCGUUUAAAUUAUUUGUAACAACUUACAGUGUUAGAAUAAGGAUAUCAACUGAUAUAAGUUAGAGCCCUUAAGUAAUAAAAAGGAGUGCGUAUGCAUAGCCUCUAUGAGAUCGUUUGGGUCCCCUGCGACCCCAGCCGCCUGGUGCACUUGUAUCAUUUCCUGCCGAGUAAACACGUUUUUGCCUAACUGGUGUGCCCGUCUAGUCAACGCAUCCAGAAAUUUCUUCAACUGCAAUAAAAAAUAAACGCGUAUUAAAAUUACCAAGGAGUCUGGCACUCAAGAAGUUUAAAUCUAUUGUAUCAAUAAGUCAUUAUUUAGUUAACAGUGUGGACGAUGGCAGUAACUAAUAUAAUAUACAAGAUAUGUUACUUCUUCUGUAAAAAGUGGCUAUUGACUUUAGUAAGAAACUAGCAAACUAUCUUUUUUAUUUAUUUUAUUGUAUAUAAGAAAAUAUCACAAAACUGUCGAACAUUAUGUUGUGUUCAUGUUCCUACAUAGGUUGUUUUUUUUUAUAAGUGCAUGUGGUCUUAUGGCUAAUAAAUACGUACCUUCGGUUUUUAAUCCGACGCUAAUUGUUAUCUUUUUGUAAUAAACAUUAAAAUAAACAUGUA